Molecule: messenger RNA, 2401 nt
Organism: Cynocephalus volans (Philippine flying lemur)
Lineage: Eukaryota; Metazoa; Chordata; Mammalia; Dermoptera; Cynocephalidae
Gene: SDC1
Product: syndecan 1
Exons: 5
Coding region: 249-1181 (310 amino acids)
Biological process (GO): cell migration
Cellular component (GO): membrane; cell surface
Source: RefSeq, a predicted model, not a curated record
GUUUAUUAUAAGGCGGAGCUCGGCUGCAGAGGUACGGGCUGGAGCCGAGCGGAGCAGAGAGGAAUCCGGCGGUAGAGAGCGGACUCCAGCCGGCGGACCCCGCAGCCCUCGCCUAGGAAAGCAGCGCGCUGGGCAGGCGCCCGAGGGGACAGCGCGCCGUGCAACCGGCGGAGCCAGCCCGGAGCCCCGCGCAGUCCGCAGCCCCGACCCGCGCAGCCCGCCGCGCUCUCGCCGCCGGUCCGGGCAGCAUGAGGCGCGCGGCGUUCUGGCUCUGGCUCUGCGCGCUGGCGCUGCGCCUGCAGCCGGCCCUCCCGCAAAUUGUGGCCACAAAUGUGCCCCCUGAAGAUCAGGACGGCUCUGGGGAUGACUCUGACAACUUCUCUGGCUCAGGCGCAGGUGCUUUGCCUGAGAUCACCUUGUCACAGCAGACCACCUCCACCUGGAAGGACCUGUGGCUCCUGACAACCACGCCCAUGGCCCCAGAGCCCACCGGCAGGGAUGCCAUAGCCACCUCUGCCCCCAUCCUGCCAGCUGGAGAGGGGCUUGAGAAAGAAGAGGCAGCAGUCCUGGCAGAAGUGGAGCCGGGCUUCACCGCCGGGGAGAAGGAGACCACCCCCCAACCCAGGGAGACCACACAGCUCCCAACCACUCCACGGGCCUCCGCAGCCAAAACCACCACAGCCCAGGUGCCCACCACCUCCCAUCUCCACAGGGAUCUACAGCCUGGCCACCAUGAGACCUCAGCUCCUGCGAGACCUGGCCAGCCUGACCCUCACACUCCCAGCAUAGAGGCCAGAGGUCCUACUGCCACCGAGAGGGCUGCUGAGGAUGGAGCCUCUAAUCAGCUACCGGUAGAAGAGGGUUCUGGGGAGCAGGACUUCACCUUCGAAAUAUCUGGGGAGAACACGGUUGUGGGGGCUGCAGAGUCUGACCAUCGGAAUCAGCUCCCUGUGGAUCAAGGGGCCACAGGUGCCUCACAGGGCCUCCUGGACAGAAAGGAAGUGCUGGGAGGGGUCAUUGCUGGAGGCCUGGUGGGGCUCAUCUUUGCCGUGUGCCUGGUGGGUUUCAUGCUGUACCGGAUGAAAAAGAAGGACGAGGGUAGCUAUUCCUUGGAGGAGCCGAAACAAGCCAACGGUGGGGCCUACCAGAAGCCCACCAAGCAGGAGGAGUUCUACGCCUGACGCGGCAGCCAUUCUCCCCUCCCCCACCACUCACCAGGCCCCCACUUGCCUCUUCCGUGAAGAACUGCAGGUGGCCUCCUUGCCACCAGGCCACCUCUCCAGCACCCCGGAGCCCUGGAGCGUGCUGGGGACCUCCAUUCUGCUUCUCUGACUUCUGCAUAGAGAUUUGGGGCACAAAGGGUUUCUCGCAUAUGACCUUUCCACCACAGGCAGCACCUGGCGUCUGACCAUCCUGACUCAGUUUCUCCAAACUGGAGCAGCCCCUCCCCAGGCCCAGCUCUGGAGAGAAAGGGGACCCCACUGCUUUGGACCUGGAUGGCCACUGUGGCUGGAAGAUCCUGUGGGUGGGGGCUUCGGGUUGAUACAUCUAUCAUCUAUAGCACUUACUGGUAGACACCAGCAGUCUUGGGGGCAUUGGCCACUGAGUGGGGAGGAGUUCAGGGCUCCACCAGAAUUCACUUUGUUUUAUGGGGAGUCUGACUUAGAUAUCAACUUGUUUUUGCACACGUUUCCUCUAGUUUCUUUGUUCAGUAGCCCCAGUAGACUUUGUUACUUCGAGGUAAGUUAAGUAAGUUGAUUUGGUAUCCCCCCAUCUUGCUUCCCUAAUCUACAGUCAGGAGACAGUGUCAGGGUUAAGAAGGCUUUUUUUUUUUUUUUUUUUAAACUAGGAGAGCCAAAUCUGGAAGCCAGAAUGUAGGCUUAGUUUGUGUGUUGUCUCUGAGUUUGUUGCUCAUGUGUGCAACAGGGUAUGGACUAUCUGCUUUGUGGCCCCAUUUUUGGUGGCCCGUUAGUGGGCUGGCCAGUCCAGGCUGCCACGGGGUGGCCACUUCUUUUGCUCAGUCAUGCCAGUGUCCUUGAACUCAGGGCCACGGACAUGGCCUGGGCUGCUGUGACAUUGGAAAAGCCCAUAUGAGAAUCAAAUCUCGCGGCGCAGGCUGGGAUGUUGGAAGGAGGACUGUGGGCUGGCUGGAAGGGUGGCAGGAGGCCCGGAGACUCUCCUGCAGACUGUGCCCUUCCUGCCUUGGCUCCUUCUCUGGAGGAUGACGAUCUCUCCUGGAAGUUGACAAGAGGCGCCGGGCACAACUGGCCCAGAGCUCUUCCAUCCAGGGCCAGGUUCACCUGAAGCUCCUGCAGCCCCACCCUGGUCUGGCAUCAGGAAUGUUUUCCAAAGAGUGAUAGUCUUUUGCUUUUGGCAAAACUCUACUUAAUCCAAUGGGUUU